Rhizophagus irregularis DAOM 181602=DAOM 197198 is the source of this 5036-nucleotide messenger RNA. RefSeq lists its product as uncharacterized. Gene Ontology annotation, molecular function: phosphorelay sensor kinase activity. The record is from RefSeq and is a predicted model, not a curated record. Gene Ontology annotation, biological process: phosphorylation; phosphorelay signal transduction system; cellular hyperosmotic response. NCBI's taxonomy places the organism in Eukaryota, Fungi, Glomeromycota, Glomeromycetes, Glomerales, Glomeraceae.
UAGUUAAUUCAUUCAAACUUCCAGCUACAAGCUGUUAAACUAUUUAUUAGAAAGUACAAAAUUAGAUAUAAAAUAGAUAAGACAUUAACCGCUAUCCAAUAAUCAUACAUGACGGACGUUCUCGGAUACGUUACCGACGUCCUUCAAAACAUUAAUGAUGGCAAUGUGGAAUAUUGCAAGACAGUGCGUUAUCAAGGACAACGUAAUGAACAAAUUGAACAAUUUGAUUCUGUUUUAAGAAAACUACUAGAAAAACAUAUUUACCUGGAAGAGGAGGUCGCUCGUUACCAAUCACUAUUGAAUGAAAAUGAUUCUGUAGUCAUUAUUAAAGACAGUUCUUUGCCCGCUACUAAUAAUGAAGAUUGUCUCCAAGUGAAACAAUCUAAUGAAACCGCUAUAUUAGCUCCACCUUCUGAUAAAUGUCAAACCAAUCAAAUCAAUAGUAAUCAUAUAAAUAAUCAGAUUCACGACUCAAAUUCAGACAGUUCUCCUAAUACACCACCCUCCUUGGAACAUGGUGAUCGAGUUUGUCUGGAAUGUCUGGAUCAAUGCACAAACGUUGCUUUGGCUGUUACUAGUGGCGAUUUUAAAAAACGAGUUAUUUGUCCCGUUGCAUCCGGCCCAAUGCUAACACUAAGAAACGCGAUUAAUACCAUGGUCGACAAAAUUGACAGAGUAUCUAUUGAACUUAUUCAUGUUGCUCGCGAGGUUGGCGAAGAAGGGAAACUAGGUGUACAAUCUAAAAGUGAAAAUUUAGAAGGUGAUUUCAGGGAUAUGAUGGUCCAUUUGAACAUGAUGGCUAGUAACCAUUCAAAACAAGUGAGAGAUAUUGCGGAAGUAUGUACAGCUGUCGCUCACGGUGACCUUAGUAAAAAGAUUACUGUUGAAGUAAAAGGAGAAACUCUUGUUUUGAAAAAUACUAUUAAUACUAUGGUUGACCAGCUAAAUUCAUUCGCUUCGGAAGUCACUCGCGUUGCUCAUGAAGUUGGUACUGAAGGUAAAUUGGGCGUACAAGCCCAAGUCCAAGGUGUUGGCGGAACGUGGAAACUAUUAACUGAUAAUGUCAAUACAAUGGCUGCCAAUCUUACCGCUCAAGUCCGUGAUAUUGCUGAUGUAUCUAAAUCUGUUGCUAGAGGUGAUCUUAGCAAAAAGAUUACUGUUGAUGUCAAAGGAGAAAUUUUAGACCUUAAAAAUACGAUAAAUACUAUGGUGGAUCAGCUACAAACCUUUGCUACUGAAGUUACCCGAGUAUCGCUUGAAGUCGGUACAGAAGGGAAAUUAGGUGGCCAAGCGAAUAUUAAAGAUGUUGGCGGUAUUUGGAAAGAUUUGACCGACAAUGUAAAUCUUAUGGCAUCAAAUCUUACUAAUCAAGUGCGUGAUAUUGCUACAGUAUGUAAAGCUGUUGCUUGUGGCGAUUUAUCAAGAAAAGUUACCGUACCUGUACAAGGUGAAAUCUUGGAACUUAAAGUAACAAUCAACACUAUGGUUGAACAAUUGCGUAUGUUCGCAGCCGAGGUCACACGUGUUGCUCGUGAGGUCGGUACUGAGGGUAUGCUUGGUGGUCAGGCUGAAGUUCAAGGAGUCGAUGGAACGUGGAAGAUUCUUACGGACAAUGUCAAUACUAUGGCCGCAAAUCUCACGGCUCAGGUCCGUGAUAUUGCAAAUGUAUCAAAAGCUGUAGCUCGUGGUGAUUUAAGUAAAAAAAUUACUGUGGAUGUAAAGGGAGAAAUUUUAGAUCUGAAAAACACCAUCAAUACUAUGGUAGAUCAAUUGCAGACAUUUGCUAUUGAAGUUACUCGUGUUUCUUUGGAAGUAGGAACUGAAGGGAAAUUAGGUGGCCAAGCUGUAGUUAAAGAUGUAGGUGGAACAUGGAAGGAGCUUACUGACAACGUGAAUAUAAUGGCUGCAAACCUUACAACUCAAGUAAGAUCGAUUGCCGAGGUCACUACCGCUGUAGCCAAAGGCGAUUUAAGCAAAAAAAUUAUUGUAGAUGUUAAGGGUGAGAUACUUGAUUUAAAAAAUACUGUAAAUUCUAUGGUGGAACAAUUAAGAACAUUCGCAGCAGAGGUAACAAGAGUAGCAAGAGAAGUAGGUACAGAAGGUAAAUUAGGAGGACAAGCCGUAGUAAAGGAUGUUGGUGGUACUUGGAAAGAACUAACAGACAAUGUCAAUACUAUGGCCGCAAAUCUCACGGCUCAGGUCCGUGAUAUUGCAAAUGUAUCAAAAGCAGUAGCACGCGGUGACCUAAGUAAAAAAAUAACAGUUGACGUAAAAGGAGAGAUAUGGGAUCUUAAAAAUACAAUAAAUACUAUGGUAGAUCAACUACAAACUUUCGCUACGGAAGUAACACGAGUAUCUUUAGAGGUGGGAACCGAAGGAAAACUUGGAGGCCAAGCUGUUGUUAAAGAUGUGGAAGGCACGUGGAAAGUACUAACGGAUAAUGUAAAUAUUAUGGCAGCUAAUUUAACCACGCAAGUACGGUCUAUAGCCGAGGUCACGACCGCUGUAGCUUGCGGUGAUUUGAGCAAAAAGAUCAGUGUAGAUGUCAAAGGCGAAAUACUUGAAUUAAAAGAUACAGUAAAUUCCAUGGUUGACCAACUUCGUAUGUUUGCUGCAGAAGUAACACGUGUAGCACGUGAAGUAGGUACAGAAGGUAUACUUGGAGUCCAAGCGCAUGUCAAAGACGUUGGUGGUACAUGGAAGGAAUUAACGGAUAAUGUCAACACCAUGGCGUCUAACCUUACGGCACAAGUACGUGAUAUUGCAAAUGUCUGUAAGAGCGUGGCUUGUGGUGAUCUCAGCAAGAAAAUUACAGUGAAUGUCAAAGGAGAAAUCUUGGAUUUGAAGAAUACUAUAAAUACUAUGGUAGAUCAGUUGUCUACCUUUGCUGCUGAAGUAACACGUGUAGCUCGUGAAGUUGGUACAGAGGGAAAACUUGGAGUCCAAGCACAAGUAAAAGAUGUUAAAGGUACAUGGAAAGAAAUUACAUCUAACGUCAAUACUAUGGCUUCCAACUUAACUUCGCAGGUCCGUGCAUUUGCUCAAAUAUCCGCUGCGGCAACGGAUGGCGAUUUCACACAGUAUAUUACUGUUGAUGCUUCGGGUGAAAUGGAUUCCCUUAAAACAAAAAUCAAUCAAAUGGUUUAUAACUUAAGAGAAAGUAUUCAAAAGAAUACAGCUGCAAGAGAAGCUGCAGAAUUAGCUAAUAGAAGUAAAAGUGAAUUUCUAGCUAAUAUGUCACAUGAGAUUCGUACACCUAUGAAUGGCAUUAUUGGAAUGACUACGUUAACCCUAGAAACCGAAUUGACAAGACAGCAACGCGAAAAUCUGAUGAUUGUAAGUACAUUAGCCAACUCUUUGUUGACAAUUAUCGAUGAUAUUUUAGACAUCUCAAAAAUUGAAGCCGGUCGUAUGACUAUUGAACAAAUUCCUUUUUCACUACGAUCAGCCGUAUUUGGAGUACUUAAAACACUUGCGGUUAAAGCAAAUCAAAAGAAGUUAGAUUUAAUUUAUGAUGUAGAUAAUGGAAUACCUGAUCAACUUAUCGGUGAUCCAUUACGUUUAAGACAAGUAAUAACAAAUCUGAUCGGAAAUGCCAUCAAGUUUACCACUGAAGGUGAAGUUGUUCUUUCAGUACACACACAAUUAAUCGAGGAUGAUCGAGUAAUUUUGGAAUUUUGCGUUAGUGAUACUGGUAUAGGUAUUCAGGAAGACAAGAUUGAUAUGAUAUUUGAUACUUUUUGUCAGGCUGAUGGUUCAACAACAAGAAAAUAUGGUGGUACUGGUUUAGGUCUUUCAAUAUCAAAACGUCUUGUGUCUUUAAUGGGUGGUGAUUUAUGGGUAAAGAGCGUAUACGGACAUGGAUCUGAAUUCUACUUUACAGUUAAAGUAACUUUGGGUACAAUGAGCCGAGAAACAAUAGAACAAAAAAUGAAUCCUUGGCAUGGUCGGCAUGUCUUAUUUAUUGAUACAAUGCAUGAUAAAACGGGUGUUGUCAGUAUAAUUGAAGAAUUAAGCCUUAGACCAAAAAUUGCUUGUUCUGUAGAGGAGGCCGCACUUAUAACAGCUUCUCGAAAAUCAGAUACACCCUUGUUCGACACAGUAAUUGUUGAUGAUUUAAGCAUUGUUGAAAGAUUAAGAGAGAUUACACAUUUAAGAUACAUCCCCAUAGUUCUUUUAGCUCCAGAGAUACCUAACUUAAAUAUGAAAAAUUGUAUUGAUCUUGGUAUCACAUCAUAUAGUAGUACGCCAUCGAAUUUACCUGAUUUAAUGAAUGCUUUAUUGCCAGCACUUGAGUCUCAUGCUGCGGUUCCAAGUGAUUUUGCAAGGCAACAACCAUUAGAUAUUUUAAUGGCCGAAGAUAAUAUUGUGAAUCAAAAAUUAGCGGUUAAAAUAUUAGAGAAAUUUGGCCAUAGAGUUGAAAUAGUAUCAAAUGGACAAUUGGCCGUUGAGGCUUUUAAAGCUAAACGAUAUGAUCUUAUAUUGAUGGAUGUACAAAUGCCUAUAAUGGGUGGAUUUGAAGCCACACAAAAGAUACGAGAAUUUGAACAAGAAACCGGUGGUCAUGUUCCUAUAAUUGCUUUAACGGCUCACGCAAUGAUAGGAGAUCGAGAGAAAUGUCUUUUUGCAGGAAUGGAUGAAUAUGUUACGAAACCAUUAAGAAUGAACGAUCUCAUUGCCACUAUAAAUAAAUUUCCUGUAAAAAAUCCUAUAGAAGAAAUAUCUAUCCCUGAUGGACGCAAUGAUACCAUAAGCUCCAUAAGCUCGAAGAUAUAACAUUGUGCAAGUUUUGAGUAAUUCAACAAAAACAUUAUUGUAUGAUAUUUUAUUUAAUUAAAUUUUUUAUUUAUUCAAUAUCCAUUUGAUUGAAGGUUUGUAAGUUUAUAAGAUUAUUUAGCAAAAAAAAAGCUUAAACUACUUAGAAUAUGAAAUUUUUAGUUGUAUAAAUUUGUUUUUUUUUAUGCUGUAAAUUCAAUUUUUUUAUAAAUUUUUUUUGACUAUUUCUUUUUUUCUUACAAUGGUUAUUUUUUUAUCUG